GAGCAAAACAUCACCACUGAGAAAGUCUCCCAAAAGUGGAAGCUCUCGAAGUUCUCGUCGGCGCCACAGGGCGCGCUCGGAACCGCAAGUGGACCCGGGCCACGUGUCCCGCCCCGCCCCCGCCCCCGCGUCUGUCGGUUCCGUGGCCAGCCCGCUGCUCCCGCGGCCGCCGCCGCCGCCGCCGCCGCCGCUCCUGCGUGCGGACUUGUUCGCCUGACGUCGUGGUCCGGAGCGUCGCAGCCGCCACUGUCGCCGCCACUGUCGACGCCGCCGCCGCCGCCGCCUCCUUGGCGCGUUUGUCCCGUUGCCGAGCCGUCAGCGUCGCCUUGUGACGUCACGCGUCGAGGAGCCCGAGCCUUUCCCAAGCAUUCCAUGGCGCGGACCCCUGGCAUUCUCCUGGUUCUGUCUGGACUGCUGGUCCUGGGCCAGAUUCCAGCGGGGGCACGGGGGGAGGAGCCCGUCGGGCCGCCCGAUACCGCCGCGGCCGAGUCGGACCCCGGCAAAUGCCCGGCGGACUGCAGUUGCACGGCCGAGGGGGCGGUGGACUGCGCCGGAGUGGACCUCACCGAGUUCCCGGCGGGGCUGCCGGCGACCGCUCGCCAGCUGUCGCUCCAGAACAACAAAAUCGAGGAGAUUCGGGCGGAGCACCUGUCGCAUCUGCACCUCCUCGAGACUCUCAACCUCCAGAACAAUUGGCUCAGCGCCGACGGCCUGGAAGAUGAAGCGUUCGAGACGUUAGAAGAACUGGCGUAUUUGUACCUGGCCAACAACCGGCUCACCUCGGCCCCCAAAGCUUUGCCGCCUUCGUUGGUCAGCGCUGACUUUGCCGCCAAUCAGCUUACCGAGAUCUUCCCGUACACGUUUGGCUAUAAACCAAACCUGAAGUCCGUCUAUCUCCACAACAACAAGCUGACGGACGGCGGGCUUCCCGAUCGCAUGUUCAAUGCGUCCGACAACCUGGAGAUCCUCACCAUGUCCAGCAAUUUCCUGCGGACCGUCCCCACGAACCUGCCCCCGAGCUUGUACCGUCUUCACCUGAAGAGCAACAAGCUGGAGAAAAUCCCACCCGGAGCCUUCGACAGCUUGAAGAACCUACGAGAACUUUACCUGCAGAACAACCUCCUGAGCAACGAGGGCAUGGACAAUGAGACCUUCGGGCAACUGAACAGCUUGGAGUGCCUGGACUUGUCCAACAACAACCUAAGCAUGGUGCCCAAAGGUCUGCCCCGCAACCUCGUGCUGCUGCACCUGGAGAAGAACUCGAUUCGGAGCAUCCCCGCAGAGGCUCUCAUUUCCGUGCGCAAUCUGGAGUACCUUCUCCUGCACAACAACAAGCUGCGCUCGCGCUUCAUCCACCCGGCCGCCUUCCAGGGCCUGAAGAAGCUGCACACCCUUCACAUGUACAACAACCAGCUGGAGCGUGUUCCCAGGGGUCUUCCUCGGCGGGCCAAGACUCUGAUGCUGCUCCACAAUUCCAUCUCGGAAAUCGGCCGCAACGACCUGGCGCUGUUGUACACGCUGACCGAGCUCAACCUCAGCUACAACCAGCUGAGCAACGGCAAGCUGCACCGCGACGCCUUCCGGAAGCUGCGCCUGCUGGAGACGCUGCACCUGUCGGGUAACGCGCUGCACUCGCUGCCCGUCGGCCUCCCCCGCAGCCUCAAGACGUUGGAGGUGAAGAACAACCGGCUCAGCACCGUCCCGGACGGCGCUCUGACGGGCAUGGACAAGCUGCAGAAGCUCAUCCUCAGCGAGAACCAGCUCAGGCACAACUCGGUCUACCAGGGGGCCUGGAUGGAGCUCAGCGCGCUCACGACGUUGGACCUGUCCAGCAACCAGCUGUCACACGUCCCCUCGGACCUGCCCGAGUCCCUGGAGUACCUGUACCUGCAGAGGAACCGCAUUGCCAGCCUUCCCGUCUCCGCCUUCGAAGGCACCCCCAACAUCAAAGGGAUAUUCCUACAGUUCAACCGUCUGUCGGCGUCGGCGGUGGACGAGAGCUCGCUGGCUCACCUCAGCCAGCUGCAGGUGUUCGACGUCGGCGGCGGCGGCGCCGGCGAGGAGGAGGAAGAGGAGGAGGAGGACGAGGAGGAGGAGGAGUCAAAGUGACUUUUGGCGUUCCCGGUGCGGGAUACCGGAUGAGAGCUAGCUUGGGCUGCUUUUUAUAGACUUGUACAAAUAGAUACGUCCGGAUGCGGUGCCUGUCGCAUAGUUCCACAUCAUUUGUUUGCUUUUGUCUGCCAGCAUAUAAACAACACGUCAACUUGGCUGCGCUUCGCACGCCGUUCCGCGAUAUUGCGAGCACGUGAGCGGCUACGUCGUCGCGGCGGCCGCCGCCCCGAGAAUCGGUUGGCGGGCCCGCUCGCCAGCCGCUCACGUGCGUCCCACGCUUUGUUGUAUUAAAUGGCGGCGGCAAAUUAAAUAACAACAACAAAAAAAAGUGACAUUCAUUGUAACUGUUUGUAUUUCCCCACACCAAUAAAAACACACCAUUUUUUAGUAGUUGUGUAUAAAACAAAAUAAAAGGAAAAUAUGAAGAAAUUA
This is a messenger RNA of Syngnathoides biaculeatus (alligator pipefish), 2544 nucleotides long. It is a transcript of the gene podn, whose product is annotated as podocan. The transcript is spliced from 11 exons. Lineage: Eukaryota; Metazoa; Chordata; Actinopteri; Syngnathiformes; Syngnathidae. Gene Ontology annotation, molecular function: protein binding. The annotation marks the transcript as partial. The record is from RefSeq and is a predicted model, not a curated record.